Molecule: messenger RNA, 1554 nt
Organism: Spodoptera littoralis (African cotton leafworm)
Lineage: Eukaryota; Metazoa; Arthropoda; Insecta; Lepidoptera; Noctuidae
Source: the annotation of a GenBank genome assembly
AUGUCUCUUCCGGGAGUUUUCCUUUUUUCUCACUACGUAGAGAGCUUUUGGGUCGCGCCGCCUCCUCUGGUGGAUUGGACAUGUAUCCCCACGUUGGUACUGGUGGUGUUGCUGGUUCUAGUAGUGGCCUCAGCGCUAGCGGCUCGAGCGAUGGCAGAUGUCAGACCUGUCGAACGCUUACCCGGCCCCCUACCAUUACCAUUUGUGGGCACAAGGUGGCUCUUCUGGAGCAGAUACAAGAUGAACAAGCUACAUGAAGCUUAUGAAGACAUGUUCAGGCGUUACGGGUUGGUUUUCGCGGAGAUCCACCCGGGGGGUGCCACUAUGGUGUCAAUCGCGGAGAGGGAGGCACUGGAGGCGGUGCUCAGGGCACCAUCGAGGCGUCCCUACAGGCCGCCUACGGAAAUCGUACAGGUGUACCGCAGAAGCAGACCUGAUAGAUAUGCCUCUACUGGACUUGUCAAUGAACAAGGCGAAAAAUGGUAUCAUCUUCGGCGUCACUUGACAGCAGAACUGACAAGUCCUAGCACAAUGCAGGGCUUUCUUCCUGAACUCAACACAAUUUGUGACGACUUCCUCGAGUUAGUGAACACAACUCGUCGUGCUGACGGAAUUGUGCCUGGCUUCGAUCAGCUCACUAACAGAAUGGGAUUAGAAUCGGUAUGUGCCCUAAUGCUGGGUUCGAGACUUGGUUUCCUAGAGCGUUGGAUGUCGGGCCGGGCGGCAACCCUAGCAUCCGCCGUGAAGGCUCACUUCAGAGCCCAACGAGACUCCUUCUAUGGUGCUCCACUAUGGAAGUUUGCUCCCACUACACUAUACAGAACGUUCGCUAAGAGCGAGGAUACCAUUCAUACGAUAGUAUCGGAUCUGAUGGAGGAAGCAAAGUUAAAGACGCAAAAAAAUGCUAGCGACGAAGCGAUGCGAGAGAUCUUUAUGAGGAUUCUGGAAAACCCCGCCCUUGACAUGAGGGAUAAGAAAGCUGCAGUUAUUGAUUUUAUCACAGCUGGCAUUGAGACGCUAGCGAACAGCCUCGUGUUCCUUUUAUACCUACUGAGCGUUCGACCGGAUUGGCAACGAACCAUUCGCUCCGAACUACCUUCAUGCAGUACAUUGACUGUUGAGGAUCUUGCAGCCGCUCCAUCAGUGCGCGCUGCAAUCUCCGAAGCUUUUCGACUGUUGCCAACCGCACCUUUCUUGGCCAGGCUACUAGAAACUCCUAUGGUAAUUGCGGGACAUAAGCUGCCUGCUGGGACUUUUGUGUUAGCGCACACGGGUGCUGCGUGUCGUCGCGACGAAAAUUUCUGGCGCGCUCGUGAGUACCUCCCAGAGCGUUGGUUGGAGCCCAGAGCACCUCACGCUGCUGCUCUAGUCGCCCCCUUCGGGCGGGGGCGACGUAUGUGUCCUGGGAAGCGAUUUGUGGACCUCGAACUACAUCUACUCCUGGCUAAGAUAAUGCAAAGAUGGCGUGUGGAGUUUGAUGGUGAGUUGGACAUUCAGUUCGACUUCUUGCUGUCGCCCAAGUCCCCAGUGUCGCUGCGGUUAGUUGAGUGGUAG